AUGUCGGUUUUACCAGCAACUAUGAAAGCCGUGGUGAUCAGGGGGAAAUAUCAUAUCGAGUUAGAAGAUCGUCCAUUACCUAUCAUCAAAGAGGAUACCGAUGUGAUACUUCGUACUCGAGUCGCUGGAUUGUGCGGCUCAGAUUUACAUAAUUGGCGUUUCACCGAUCCUACUUCGGGUUAUAUACUAGGUCAUGAGAUAGUCGGUGAGAUUAUAGAAGUUGGAAAAGGAGUCAAGAAUUUCAAAAUUGGAGAUAUAGUGGCAGCUCCAUUUCAUUGUUGUUGUGGAAUAUGUUGGUACUGCUCCCGAGGUUAUUUCUCACGAUGUACAAAAGCUCAAUGUUACGGUGGUCCCGAUCUUGACGGUUGUCAAGCUGAAUAUUUCCGUCAACCUCUAGCCGACAGUACUUUAUUUCCCGUUCCCCCAGAUGUGAAGGAAGAACAUAUGUUGCUGUUGAGUGAUGUUUUAUCGACAGGAUACGCUUGUGCAUAUUACGGUAAGAGGCUGUUAGAUGAGGAUAGGGAGGGUGAACAUAUCGGGGUGAAAGAUGGGGUCGCCGUGGUUAUCGGAUGUGGACCGGUCGGUCUAUGUGCAAUAUCAAGUGCCCUCACACUCUUCUCAACAGUCUACGCAUGUGACCUCAACCCUGAUCGACUUCUCUUAGCUGAGAAACACGGUGCCAAAGCUUUCUCUCUUGACCAAAUCAAACAAGCUUUGUUGGAAGGUACAGAUGGUAGAGGUGCUGAUGCUGCUUUAGAAGUGGUGGGUAAUGAGAAUGCUUUGAAUUUGGCAUUAGAUUUAAUACGACCUUUUGGGUCGGUAAGUGUUAUAGGACAACAUAUAAAACCUGUUACUUUAUCAGGUGAAGUUUUGUAUGGUAAAAAGUGA
Messenger RNA from Tremella mesenterica DSM 1558, 888 nucleotides. RefSeq lists its product as uncharacterized. Lineage: Eukaryota; Fungi; Basidiomycota; Tremellomycetes; Tremellales; Tremellaceae. The record is from RefSeq and is a predicted model, not a curated record. The transcript has 4 exons. The coding region runs from base 1 to 888 and encodes 295 amino acids. Gene Ontology annotation, molecular function: zinc ion binding; oxidoreductase activity.